AUGCCAGCACUCCUAGACAACCCAGGCCAGUACCGCGAGCGGAUCUACGCCCUACCUGGACCCCAGCCGUCCCCCUCGUCGCCGCAGAACCUCCAUCCACCGCCACAGCUACACACCCACGACGCAUCAGGAUAUUGCAACGUCCAAUCCCUCUACAGCGGCGUCUACAUCGUCGACGACCUCUUCUCCUCCUCCUCGACCGCGAUCUCGCACUCCGGACAACCGCCCCGGGGAGUGGCAAGACCAAGAAGGCACCACUACUGCAUCACCACGCCACACCUGCUCACCCGGCAACCCCCCCGCGGCGCGGUGGCCGGAUCGAGCUGGCACUUUCGGUUUCCGGGCUGCGUCGAGUUCGGGCAGGUCGUCGCGCACAGGAGCUCGGGCAAGGACUGGUACACCAUCAUCGAGGUAUGCGAGGCUCAGUGGCCGCCGGAGCGGCAGUCGCAGCAGAGCAUUGUAUUCCCCAAUCACGGGUUGUGGUCUGCACGGGUCGAGUUGAGCAUGCUGGAAGGUCUUGAAAGGAGACGGCGGCAAAAGCAGCACCAGCAGUACCAGCAGCAACAAAAACAAAAACAGCAGAAGCAGCCGACAGAUGAGCAGCAAGACCAAUACCAAGACCACCAGGAGAUCCGGAUAUGCCACGGCGCAACAACAAACGAGCAGCAGCAGCAGCACCACCACCACCUCACCCUCUGCCGGCUGGGCUCCCGCUCGCGAUCCCUCGACACGGUGCCCAGCGUGAACCAUCUCGGCAGCUGCAAGACGCCGGUGCACAGGGUAUACAGCUUCUCCGUCUCCGCCUCCGCCCCCACCACCUCGGCCUCUGCCUCUGCCUCCGCCUUAUCACGGAACGGCCUCCUACCGGCGCCGCCGGCAGUAACAGUCGGCCAUAACCAGGAAGGGUGCCUCGUGAGUCGACACAGGGUAGCAGGCAGUAACAGCAGCAGCAGCAGAAGCAGGAGGCAAGGUGGUGGCGUCGAUGACGACGACGACGACGACGACGACGACGACGACGACGCCGUACUAGGGAUCAUCCUGUGUUUCAACGAGAAGCUAUCUGCCGUGCUGGUCCUUCCCGUCGAGACCAUCAUCGAGGCAUUUGCUCGCUUGGCAGAGCAGGAUGGGCAGAAGCGGUCGAAUGCCGAGCGCCCGCCAUGGGCGGUGGCAGAGACAGAAGGCGAUAUGGCGGUGUUUGUGGUGUAG
Molecule: messenger RNA, 1206 nt
Organism: Microdochium trichocladiopsis
Lineage: Eukaryota; Fungi; Ascomycota; Sordariomycetes; Xylariales; Microdochiaceae
Exons: 2
Coding region: 1-1206 (401 amino acids)
Source: RefSeq, a predicted model, not a curated record